GCUAGGUUAGUUUGCUUCUCUAAAUUCUCAUUAGGUGUGAGUGUGAAUGGUUGUUUGUCCUGUUUGUCUCUGUGUUGCCCUGGGAUAGAAUGGCUUCCCUGUCCAGGGUUUAUCCUGCCUCUCCCCCUUAGACAGCUUGAGAUAGGCACCAGCACCUCUCAAGACCCUGCUAGGGAAAAGCUUGAUGGAAAAAAUGGAUGGCUGGAUGAAAAUGCAUCCAUUGGUUGUACAGCAGAAUAAAAUGUGUUUUCACCCAUUUAACAUUUUUCAAAUCUCUUUGUAAAAGCUGUUUAUUGGUAAAAGGUGGCCUCUCAUCCAUCUCUUGAAAAGGAAGGCUUAUCAUUAUUUGAGGCAACCGGUGUACAUUUUAUACAUCCACUGUUAGAAAACUGUAUCCUCCAGAACCUGAGUACCUCUUCCACAGAGAACAGGGUUUAUCAGAUUGAAAAAGCAAGAUUUGUUGAUGGACUUUUUACUUAUUUCCAACAAACAAGUGUAAAACCAAUUAAUUUAACUUGUUGCUCCAACAAUUUAAACAUGAGAAGUCGAAGAAAAUAACCUGUUGUUCAACUUUGCAGAUGGCAAUGAGAAUAAAAUGCUUGGAAUCCCUUGGCAUGGGCUACAACUGUGCAAUCUAAUUUGAGGAUACUAAUAUCUAUCUGCAAACUAUGUUCUAAAAAAUAUUUUGGUUUGUAAUAUUUAUUUUGACAUACAAAAUCCCACAUAGGUGAGUGUAUUGACAGACCAGGUGGAGGCUCAAGGAGUAAAGAUCCAUGAUUUGGAGAGUUCCUUGAUGGAGCAUCAACACAAACUCAUCUGUACAGAGGAGAUGCUACAUCAGGGCUAAACUCACCCGUCUGGGCAGGAGAUUAACUGAGCAGCAAGCCACACCCCCCAACUGGUAACAACCAUGACUGCUCACAUGCAGGCGUCUGGAGAGAAGGAGAGAGACGAGAAAGACAGCAGAGGGAGGGAUAAGGGGAAAAAAACAAGGAAGGGAGAAACAGCUGUAAAAAGGUGGAAAAAUAGUAAGGAAAAGAAGAAUGCUCCUGCUGUUGAAGUUGACUGUGCUCUGUUGGCAUUUAGUUGUUUGCUUCAGUCUUCAAAAAGUUUGUUAGAAGCUACUGGAUGGACAGGGUGGAUGAAACCUUAUCCCACUUGAACUUGGAGACAUUGCUUGCAUGAAGGCAUUACGGGUAGACACUGGAUAAACCAGGAGCUCGUGCAUAGGAUGUCCCUCGAGAAGCAAAAGCUGAAUCUUGUAGGGGAGGUUUCUAAUCUGAAACUGAAGCUGGCCGACAUGGAGGGAAAACAAGUGCAUGCGAAUGUGAGGCAAGACAAAGCAGAGACUGUAGUGAAUUUCAUUAGUGAACUGCAGGAGCAGAUGUGUCAGUUUCAAAAAGAGAUCAAUAGCAAGAUCCAGGAGAAAAAGCCCUCGGAGAUCUCGACUGAAAGCAGGUUUCCAGCGGUGUGCUCUGAGUCUGCCAUAAGCCGAGGCAAAAACCUCCCCACAUGCUAUGAUGGACCCUCAGGGGGUAUGCACAGGACAGAUGGGGCUCCAGACAGACCUUUGGGGAGCCCAAGAGAGGGUAGCUCAGAUGCAGAGCAGCCAUGCCACUGUGGAGAAGAAAGAGUUUUAAUUAAAGAAGUCCGAAUUCUCAAGGACAAAAUACAGCAUCUGGAGGACCAGAAGCUACAGUAUGAAAGGAAGCUCAAGGCUACCAAGACAGAGAUCAACAGCCUUCAGCAACUUCUGCUCAGUAAGAAUGCAGAGAUUGAGAGCUUGCAUACUCAGUUGCUGGCCAGACCUCCUCUGACCACAGAAAUCUCAACCAGAGAGGAGAUGUACAGGAAGAGGCUAUACACUGAAUAUCAAGAACUUCAAAGACUUCGAAAUGGAAUGAAGUCGCUGAUGGCUGCCAAUGAUGAAAAGGACAGACAGAUUGAGGAGCUAAAUCUACUCCUGAAUCAGUGCAGACAGUUCAAAGAGGUUACUCACAUCUCAAGGCAAGGGCCAUCUGCUAUUCGUUCCUUGUCGAAUGGUCGAACUGCUUCAAGUAGCAGCGAGGAAGGAAACCAGGUGCUGACGAGGACUGUUGACUCUGCCAGUAUAAAAUCUGAUGAUGGGAAGUCUGAAGUGUCAACAAGUAGUUUGUCCUCCCAACAAACAUCAUUUCAGUCAGUCCAGAAAGAUAAUGAUUCCAGAACAGAGCCGCAGACUUUCACAAGCAGCUUGAAUGACAUGACAAAUGGACCUUCACCAAAGUUUCUCCAUGGUGAAAUGAGUGAAGGGAAAAGUCAGCCUCUGCCUCCGAAUUCAGCAGUCCUGGAACAUAAUGAAAAUGGAGAUAAAGAUACUCAAAGUCAACAAAAUCCAGAUCAAUGUGAAGAUGGAGACUCUUGCCAUAAAAACUUUGAGAAAGCCCAUGACUGUAAAACCAGUGAGAAUUCCCCUGCUCAUUGUGAGCCGCGUGUUCAGCCUGGCCAGCGAGCUAUUGGAUCUCCUGAAUAUAUGAAGAACAAUAGGAGCUUCAAGAGAUUCUGGGGAAAGCUACGUAGAACCCAGUCUGGGGGCUUCCAGCCAGCAGAUCAAGAAGCCAGCCAGUUUAGAAGAGGAGGCUUGCGUGCAACAGCAGGGCCGAGACUGACCAGAACCUCUGAAUCUAACCCCACAUGUGAUCUGAAUAUUCCAUUCAGUCAAUGGACCAAGGAGCAAGUGUGUAGUUGGCUUGAGGACUAUGGACUUGGCCAAUACAUCAAUCUCACCAGACAGUGGGUUGAAAAUGGGCAGACACUUUUGUCAGCCACACCUCAAGAUUUUGAGAAGGAAAUGGGUAUGAAGCAUCCCCUUCACAGGAAAAAGCUGCAACUUGGUUUAAGGGCUUUUACUUCCAAAGUUACAGAGAAAUCCUCAGAGUUGGACCACAUCUGGGUUACCCGAUGGCUGGAUGAUAUUGGCUUGCCUCAGUAUAAGGAUCUAUUUUAUGAGGCUAGAGUCGAUGGACGGAUGAUUCAGUAUCUAACUGUGAAUGAUCUCUUGACAUUAAAGGUCACCAGCCAGCUUCAUCAUCUCAGCAUUAAAUGUGCUAUUCAUGUUCUUCAUGUCAAUAAGUUCAACCCAAAUUGUCUUCGGCGCAGACCUGGGGAAGAGAAACACCCCUCUCCUUCAGAAGUAGUACAGUGGUCAAACCACUGUGUAAUGGAAUGGCUAAGAGCAGUUGAUCUUGCUGAGUAUGCACCUAAUCUACGGGGGAGUGGUGUACAUGGUGGACUUAUUAUCCUGGAGCCUCGGUUUAGCUCUGAGACUUUGGCCCUGCUUUUAAAUAUUCCUCCACAAAAGACUUUGCUUCGACGUCAUCUUGCCACUGCUUUUGCUGCCUUGGUUGGGCCUCAAGCCAUGCAGGAGAAACGGGACUAUGGCAAUGCCACAGGCCAUGUACCACUUACUACCACUGCUAAAGUAAAACCUAAGAAGCUGGGCUUCACUCAAUUCAGUCAUCUCAGAAAGAGGAAAUCGGAUGAAUCUGCAGACUACAUAUGCCCAAUAGACACGGAGGCACUAAAAAUGAAUGGAGUUUCUCGCUUGCUUUCUCCAUCCCACAGAGGCUUCAGCUCAACUUUGGACAGACGAGUUGAAAAGUGGCAAUCAGCAGGUCUAAAAGCUCAAACAACAGAUCCAGUUGAUACCUGAAUAAACACACAUAAUUCUGGAUCUUUCAAACAUAUGCUGACUUAAACUUUCAAGAAAAAAUUAUUUGGCUUUUCACCAGGACCUAUUUAUCUUGGGAUCUGCUGGAUGGGCUGAAAAUGAGAUUUUGAAUACAAGUAACAACUGUUUUAUUUUUCACAGCUUUAUUUUUUAUUAUUUUUUCAGAUGUAAUUUCAAAGCUAUCAAUAUUUAAGUGGUAAUAAUACAUUAUGCCAAAAGUAUUUGUUUGCCUACUUUUUACAUACACAAUCAAUUUUAUGACUCUAUUUUUAUUUUAUGGGGUCCAAUGUGUUGAUGGACCUCCAUUCCGAGUAACAGAAACUGUUACUAUUCUGUAAACAUCUUCUGCAAGGGUGGGUGUUUAGAGUGGAGAAAAUAGUUAGAAGAAGACCAGAAUUGCAGCAUCCUCUUUUCUUGAUCCCAGUGCUUUGUAGGGUAGGCCACGACAUAUUGGAGGCAGUCAAAUUUUACAUCACCAACCUUGAUACAAAACGCAAAAGAUCUAAAUUCAAUAAGUUAUUGGUUUGAUCCAAUGCAUUUAUUUAUGUAUUCUGGCUUUUUUGUGAAUAGUAUAGAAAAGGCUGCUCAGUGCAUUCCUAAAGAAUAUUGAUUCCGAAGCUUACCCCAUUGCUUUAGAAAUAUUUUAUUGGCCAUUUUGUACUUUCUUUAUGUCAGAAUAUUUUGAUGUAUAUCAGGAUUGUCUGUACGGCAUAAUAAAUGGCAUUAGGU
Molecule: messenger RNA, 4438 nt
Organism: Cyprinodon variegatus (sheepshead minnow)
Lineage: Eukaryota; Metazoa; Chordata; Actinopteri; Cyprinodontiformes; Cyprinodontidae
Gene: ppfibp2a
Product: liprin-beta-2-like
Exons: 22
Coding region: 1232-3691 (819 amino acids)
Biological process (GO): neuromuscular junction development
Cellular component (GO): presynaptic active zone
Molecular function (GO): protein binding
Source: RefSeq, a predicted model, not a curated record